Molecule: messenger RNA, 447 nt
Organism: Dendroctonus ponderosae (mountain pine beetle)
Lineage: Eukaryota; Metazoa; Arthropoda; Insecta; Coleoptera; Curculionidae
Product: craniofacial development protein 2-like
Exons: 2
Coding region: 1-447 (148 amino acids)
Biological process (GO): chromatin remodeling
Cellular component (GO): nucleus
Source: RefSeq, a predicted model, not a curated record
AUGGAGAGUGUUACUUGUUACUUUUGCAAAAUAGUAACUAAUAACAAAAAGAAAAAUAUAGGGCCAACCAGACAGGGUGGUUUCCUUGCCUUGAAACACUUAAGUAUUUCGGAAACGAUUGGUCCGACCGAGGAAGAGGAGGUGGAUCAGUUUUAUGAGGAUAUCAACAGGGCUCUUACUGUUCCUGGAUGUAGUCAAACCUUUCUUAUAGGAGACUUCAACGCUAAAGUUUCAAUUCAAUUGGACGAGGCUGAGAAAAUAAUGAGGCCAUUUGGAAUCGGAGCCAGAAACGAUAGAGGCAAUACUUUAAAAAACUUCCUCUCACAACAUCGACUAUACCUAAUGAAUAGCUUUUUCCAGAAAAAAGAACACAGAAGAUGGACUUGGAUAAGCCCGAAUGAACAGACAAAAAACGAAAUCGAUUUUAUUUUACCACAGAAUGGUUAG